AUGGUCGUCAAUAAUGACAGAGGUCCCCCACUCCUGAAACCCUUAUCCUGGCUGCCUCCCCCUCCCCUGCCCCCUCCCCUCCUCUGUCCCCCUCCCCUGCCCCCUCACCCCUCCUCUGUCCCGCUCCCCUGCCCCCUCCCCCUCCUCUGUCCCGCUCCCCUGCCCCCUCACCCCUCCUCUGUCCCCUCCCUGCCCCCUCACCCCUCCUGUCCCGCUCCCCUGCCACCUGCCCCUCCUCUGUCCCGCUCCCCUGCCCCCUCCCCCCUCCUCUGUCCCGCUCCCCUGCCCCCUCCCCCUCCUCUGUCCCCCUCCCCUGCCCCCUCCCCCUCCUCUGUCCCGCUCCCCUGCCCCCUCACCCCUCCUCUGUCCCGCUCCCCUGCCCCCUCACCCCUCCUCUGUCCCGCUCCCCUGCCCCCUCCCCCUCCUCUAAUCUGUCAGGUCAAGGCCACUAAACCUUCAGGUAAACUCCCACCACACCAGAACCUGUCAGGUCGAAUCUGGUCAAACCAGAACCUGUCAGGUCAAAUCUGGCCACACCAGAACCUGUCUGGUCAAAUCAGGCCACACCAGAACCUGUCAGGUCAAAUCUGGCCACACCAGAACCUGGCCACACCAGAACCUGUCAGGUCAAAUCUGGCCACACCAGAACCUGUCAGGUCAAAUCUGGCCACACCAGAACCUGUCUGGUCAAAUCUGGCCACACCAGAACCUGUCAGGUAA
Messenger RNA from Pecten maximus, 720 nucleotides. RefSeq names its product proline-rich receptor-like protein kinase PERK2. Bases 1 to 720 code for a protein of 239 amino acids. NCBI's taxonomy places the organism in Eukaryota, Metazoa, Mollusca, Bivalvia, Pectinida, Pectinidae. The record is from RefSeq and is a predicted model, not a curated record. The transcript is spliced from 2 exons.